AUGAAGUUCCAGUAUAAGGAGGACCAUCCCUUUGAGUAUCGGAAAAAGGAAGGAGAAAAGAUCCGGAAGAAAUAUCCGGACCGGGUCCCUGUGAUCGUGGAGAAGGCUCCCAAGGCCAGGGUGCCUGAUCUGGACAAGAGGAAGUACCUAGUGCCCUCUGACCUCACUGGGCUAUAUCCCCAAGUGGUGUCUACCUCUGUAGAGUUUUAUGGGAAUAUGAGAGUCAGCAGAAAAGAAGUCGAUGGUCAUAAGGGAUCCAUGGCAGGAUUCCAACUACCACCAAGCCCAAAUCAUGCCCAGUGUACUGACUGCGAGUUAAGUUAG
Lipotes vexillifer (Yangtze River dolphin) is the source of this 324-nucleotide messenger RNA. Its product is annotated as gamma-aminobutyric acid receptor-associated protein-like 1. Lineage: Eukaryota; Metazoa; Chordata; Mammalia; Artiodactyla; Lipotidae. Bases 1 to 324 code for a protein of 107 amino acids. The record is from RefSeq and is a predicted model, not a curated record. The transcript has 3 exons.